GCUUUGUUAUAGGCGGAGAGAGGACGACGCCAUUUUCGCUCUAGUGGAAUAACUAGCUUAUGCGCACUCUUUUCAAGAGCCCUAGCUCGAUGUAUUUUUCUUAAUGGUUAAAUAAUCACCGAUAAAUCAUGAGCAGCUCUUCAUAUACGUAUAAACUGACUGAGGAGGACAUCAAGAGCCUGAUUCGCCUGAGAACGACGAACGCGGCCCUCUUUACCAGAAGGAGAAAUGCAGCCAAAGCAGCCUGGAGUGCCAUUCUAAGGGAGUUGGGGCUGGAAGAUAAGGUAACAGUUGACCAGAUUGCCAAGAAAUGGGAAAACUUAAAGAUGAAGUACAAGGAAAUCAAAUUUCCUCCACCUGGCAUGGAGGAGGUGGCGAAGGCAUCCCACUGGAGAUGGUUUAAACCACUGGACGAAGCCUUAAAGGAGGAGAUGAAUGAGACAAACUACCGUCCAAUGACUUCAUCAGUGAGUGAUGAAGACUCUGGACCCCAGGCCAGCAAAAGAAUAUGUCAGGUGAAAGUAGGAGGCGACAUCUUAGAACUGUUGGUGGAUGAUGAAGGAAUAUCUGGGGUGACCGACGCUGGGUCGACUGUAUUGAACCAAGAGAGACUCCUGGGAAAUGAGACGCCUACACAUCUGUCCAGCCUGGAUAUUGAGAAGAUCAAACUGAGCAGAGAACGUCAGAUUCUGGAGAAGGAGCACACAGAGCUGGACAGAGAGAGGCUGAUGUUGGAGAGAGAAAAGGAUCUGGCGGAGAAGGAAAAGAUGAUUCUGCAGAGAGACAGGGCACAGGUAGAGAAAGACAGGGCUGCAGUGGACAGAGACCGAGCAGCUCUGGACCAGGACAGAGCCCGGCUGGAAAAAGACAGGGCUGCGCUAGAGAGGGACAAGGCAGCGCUAGUGAGAGACAGGGAGAACCUGAAUGCCACGCUUGAAGAGAAGAAUACCCCACUUGAUACUCCACGUGAGAAGAACAGAGAGAAAUUAAUCUUCUUAAUUGAAAGAUUAAUUGAUAAGUUUUAAACAUAAAGUUUGGUCAGUUCGGUUGGUCAAACCGGUUACUUUCAAAUCAUUUUCUCUGCAGGCCUUUUUCACAAAGUUGUUUUUUUUUUCAUUAAAAGCCAAGACUUGAAGCGGUAAACUAAAUAAAUAACUGAAUAAUUGUUUGGUAAUAUAGACUUCUGUUGCAUUAAAAUUGUUGUGCUAGUACAGAAGCAUUUUUUGUGAGUUUCUGUAAAGCAACAAAAAUGUGUUCCAGUCUGAUUCAGUCUAAUUUGACUGAACUUGGACUUUUUUUCUCCUUUGUGAUAUGGUGUGUCAUUCACCGUACAAUUUUUGCAUUUAGUUUUGGCUCUAUUUUUAAUUGCAUGGUAAAACCACAACAAGGAUUUUUGACUGUUUGAUAUUGUCACAAAGUUAAACUAGUGUAUUUUUUGUGUAAUGUAACAUUUUAAUGUUAAACAGAUGAACAAAAAUAGUUUGAAAUCAUGAAAAUGACAUUAUUCCUGUUAAGUUCGUUAUAUUUGAAAUACAAGGUUUUGAUCAGGCAGUGAUGGUAUAUGUGACAAAAUAAAUGACAAAUAGAUGCCUUCUUGACUUUCUUUUUUUUUUGUUAAAUAAAUAUAUUGUGGAGAUAAUGAGAUAUUGUCUAAAUGCUUAUUAUUUGUUGGUUUUUGCAACAAUGUGGAAAAAAGCAAAUAAAAGAUAUUCUCAUGUAUACAA
Molecule: messenger RNA, 1724 nt
Organism: Astyanax mexicanus (Mexican tetra)
Lineage: Eukaryota; Metazoa; Chordata; Actinopteri; Characiformes; Acestrorhamphidae
Product: Myb_DNA-bind_4 domain-containing protein
Exons: 4
Coding region: 129-1025 (298 amino acids)
Source: RefSeq, a predicted model, not a curated record